Mus caroli (Ryukyu mouse) is the source of this 2721-nucleotide messenger RNA. RefSeq lists its product as uncharacterized. Lineage: Eukaryota; Metazoa; Chordata; Mammalia; Rodentia; Muridae. Gene Ontology annotation, biological process: regulation of DNA-templated transcription. The record is from RefSeq and is a predicted model, not a curated record. Gene Ontology annotation, molecular function: RNA polymerase II cis-regulatory region sequence-specific DNA binding; DNA-binding transcription factor activity, RNA polymerase II-specific.
GAGAGAGAGAGAGAGAUCAAAAGACAACUUGUGGGAGUCAACCUAAUGGUACCCAGAGACUCAAACUCAGCAGGUUAGACUCAGUGGCAGUUUCCUUUACCUGCUGAGCCAUCUUGUAGGCUCAAACUCCCCUUUCCUUGGAGAGGGUUUAGAGCUUUUUUGUUGUUGUUUUGUUUUGUUUUUUAAUUGGUCAUUAUUUUCAUGCCUGUGGGAAAAGAGACUUUGUGACGGCUCUUGUAAAUGAACAAUGUUUGCUAGUAAUUAAGUCUUUUAGAGGGAGACACAGAAGAGGACUCUAUUAUUUCCAUGUAUGGAAACAAUAAUAUGUAAGAUAGCUGUCAUAAUUGACAGACCUUUCUGAGAGUGGUGGUCAGUCAUGACACAGCAUGCAUCAGAGAGUUCAGAGCUUAGUGAAGAUUUGUUUUUCUGGAAAACCCAUCACCACAGGCAGCCUUGUGAAGCUUGCUUCCCAGAGCCCUGCCUUGUCUCAAAGAGAAGAGAACAAUGACCAAGUUGCAGGAGGCAGUGACCUUCAGGGACGUGGCUGUGGUCUUCAGUGAGGAGGAGCUGGGGCUGCUGGACGCUGCUCAGAGGAAGCUGUACCACGAUGUGAUGCUGGAGAACUUCAGGAACCUCCUGGCAGUGGGAUGCCAGAGUCUAAAUACGAUGGCGCCUCUUGACACAACAGGAAUAAGGUGCCUUCCAUUGGGGAAGCUUCCAUGUUGGCAAAUGACAAGCCAUGAUGUCAACAAACUAGCCAGAGCUCCAGAAGUUGGAAUAAACACUCCAGGAAAGGGUCCUCACCUCCUGGAGCCGUGCCACUCCUCCUGCCACUGGGGAGCAGAGCAGCCUUCUCAGGCCUCCGAGGAUGAUGGCUGUCUGGAGAAUCUCACAAGCGAUCAUUCCAGCAUUACCGAAAAUCAGGAAUUUCUCUCUGGAAGGGCUCAGAGUUCUUGGAGUAAAGCACACUUUAGUGAGAGAUGGAACCAUGGGAAACACUGUCCUCAGACUCUGGUGAAAACUGAGUCUCAGCUGUUGGCUCUGGGUGUUGACAUUCUGGGUUGCAUUUCCCACCACAAUCACAAUAUACUGCAUAAAAGAGAUAAAGUCCCCAGCAGCGGUGACUGUGAUCAAGUCAUUUUUCCCAUGACACUCCUCACCCAGCAUUGUGCUUAUAGAGAACAGAAGGCCUACCAGUGCAGCAGGGGCCAAGAAGUCUUCAGUGACAGCCCUAGUCUGGAACUUCAUCAACAGACCCUCUUAGGAAAGAAGUCCCCUGUACAUAGUACUCACAAGGACACCAGGCCCAGUGUCCCCAUUCAACCAAGUGUUCAUCUAGGAACAAAGCGUUACUGGUGUCAUGAGUGUGGCAAAGGCUUCAGUCAGAGCUCAGCACUUCAGACUCACCAGAGAGUGCACACAAGAGAGAAGCCCUACAGGUGUGACAGCUGUGGGAAGGGCUUCAGCCGCAGCUCGGAUCUCAACAUCCACCGCCGAGUGCACACUGGAGAGAAACCUUACAAAUGUGAGGUGUGUGGGAAGGGCUUCACACAGUGGGCACACCUCCAGGCCCACAAGAGAAUUCACACAGGAGAGAAGCCAUAUAAGUGUGGAGACUGUGGCAAACGCUUCAGCUGCAGCUCGAACCUCCACACCCACCAGAGAGUCCACACUGAGGAGAAACCAUACAAGUGUGACAAGUGUGGGAAGUGCUUCAGCUUAAGUGGCAACCUAGACAUCCAUCAGCGGGUCCACACAGGAGAGAAGCCAUAUAAAUGUGAAGAGUGUGGGAAGGGUUUCAGUUCAGCCUCAAGCUUCCAAAGCCACCAGAGGGUCCAUACAGGAGACAAGCCAUUUUACUGCAAUGUCUGUGGGAAGAACUUCAGUCGGAGCUCACAUUUUCUAGAUCACCAAAGAAUUCACACUGGGGAAAAACCAUAUAGAUGUGAAGUGUGUGGGAAGCGCUUCCCCUGGAGCUUGAGCCUUCAUAGUCACCGGAGUGUGCACACAGGAGAGAAACCGUAUAAAUGUGAGGAGUGUGGGAAAGGCUUCAGUCAUGCCUCAAGUCUGCAGGCUCACCACAGUGUCCACACCGGUGAAAAACCAUUCAAAUGCAAUGUUUGCCAGAAGCAGUUCAGCAAGACCUCAAACCUCCAGGCCCACCAGAGGGUUCACACAGGGGAGAAGCCCUACAGAUGCGACAGCUGUGGGAAAGCCUUCAGCCAGAAGUCCAGUCUCCAAGUCCAUCAGAGAAUUCACACUGGGGAGAAGCCAUUCAAGUGUGAGGAGUGUGGGAAGGAAUUCAGAUGGAGCGUGGGGCUUAGUUCUCACCAGAGGGUCCACACAGCAGAGAAACCCUACAUGUGUCAGCAGUGUGGGAAAGGUUUCAGUCAGGCCUCAUAUUUCCAUAUGCACCAGAGGGUCCACACUAUAUAGAGACCUUAAAUUGGCCACAUUUGCUGUAAGGGCUAUAGUCAGAGACCACAUCUUGUCUUCCACCAGAGAAUCCACACUGCAUGGAAUCUUUAGUUUCUGCUGUCAGGUGGGCUCUUGGCUGAUGAUUGUUAAAAGUAUCCCCAACACUCAGAGGCUUCAGGAGACUUCAUAGGAGCUUUAUUUUGGUAUUUUUGCCCUCAACUUAUUCUCCUACUGUACUCAUUAUGCAAAGGGAAGAGAGUAUUUUAGAAUGGAUCUUCUUAGCAUAUAAAUAAAAGAAUUAAA